Molecule: messenger RNA, 669 nt
Organism: Melitaea cinxia (Glanville fritillary)
Lineage: Eukaryota; Metazoa; Arthropoda; Insecta; Lepidoptera; Nymphalidae
Product: protein obstructor-E-like
Exons: 6
Coding region: 1-669 (222 amino acids)
Cellular component (GO): extracellular region
Molecular function (GO): chitin binding
Source: RefSeq, a predicted model, not a curated record
AUGCCUAUAGCAGAUGUGCGUACUGGUAAUGGUGAUCCCAUACCGUCCACCGCUCGGCCGAAUAGCGUUUGCAAGCAGCGCUAUGAAUAUAUACCAGUAAGCGGAAGCUGCGACUCAUAUAUUGAAUGCAGGGAUUAUCAGCGGACCGAUAUGUCCUGUCCUGAUGGUCUAAAUUUCAACGAAAAGGCGAUGUUUCCAGACUAUCCUUGCAGCUAUCCAACAGAUGUUCCUUGUAAAGCUGGCGCCGUGUCUCGCUCUAUCAUUUCAACGAAAGGCUGCCCACGUCAAUACGGCUUCUUCCCGUCACCCGUGGCACCAAAGGGUGACUGUGGACAAUACCGUAUGUGCAUAGCUGGUAAUUAUUACGACAUGCUGUGUCCACCAGGCUUAGCUUUCAACCCAGCGACCAGCACCUGUGACUGGCCAGAUCAAGUGCCCAGUUGCAAUGCAGCCGUAUUUUUGAGCUUUGCGUGUCCAGAAAGUACUGUUGAUGCGAGUGGUAAUCCAGUGAUAACAAAUCAUAAAUAUGAAAAUGACUGCUAUGGAUUUUUCACUUGCCAGCAAGGCAGGGCAAGGCUUCUUGCCUGCGACCCAGGCUUAGCGUUCGAUGAGCGUGUGGGUCGCUGUGUUGACGAGAAAAAUGUACCAUGCGCGUCUAUAAAAAAAUAA